AGUGUGUGUGUGAGUGUGUGAGAGUGUGUGUGUGACUGAAACAGAGUCAGUUUCUCGUUGUCAGUGCGAGAGAAGCAGAGCCACAGACGGGAGAAGAGAAACAUGGACAAAACCUGGGACUUUGAUUUAAAUUUUUGUUAAAAAACAAAGAAAAAAAAAACAUUUCUAUUUUUUUUUAUUUUCCAAUUUCAGGACAACCAGAAAGAUGUUUUCUCUCAUGCUGCUGCUGCUGCUGCUGGUUGUCAUGACGAUGACGGUCGGUGGCGUGGACGGAGCACGGGUCCUCAGUGGUCAGACGGUGUGUUCAGGUGGUCCAGGUGGUCCCUGAUACAAGAUCGCUUACUUCCACGAUGUUUCCAGCCGUGUGGCGUUCAGGGAGGCCUGUCGAGCCUGUGAGAUGGACGGUGGGUCGCUGCUCAGCAUCGAGAGUCAAGAAGAACAGAUGGACAUCGAGAACCUGCUGCACGAGCUGCGUUCAGGUGCAGGAGGUGGAGCGGAGGGAGGAGGCAUAGCUGACGGAGACUUCUGGAUCGGUCUGACCAGGGUGGACACACUCGACCAGACUCAUCCAGAACUCACCAACACCUUCACUUCCUGUCCCCGGCUGUACCAGUGGACCGACGACAGCCCCGCUGCCUUCAGGAACUGGUACUUUGACGAGCCGUCGUGUGGAGGAGAGGCCUGUGUCGUCAUGUACCAUCAGCCGACGGCACCCUCUGGUCUGGGCGGGCCGUAUUUGUACCAGUGGAACGAUGACCGCUGCAACAUGAAACACAACUUCAUCUGCAAAUACAAACCAGAGAGUCAUGUGACUACAGGGUGGGGCACAGAAUGUGUUUUCUCAGAGGUGACAGCAGAUGGGGGCGUGGUCAAACAACCUUCUGGCGGAGCGGGGGUGGAGCCUCAGGUGACAACGACGGCGACUUCAGGCAUGUUACUGGUCUACGUCAUCAUUCCCACAAUCCCUCUGCUGCUGCUCAUCCUGGUGGCUUCAGGGACCUGCUGUGUGCAGAUGCUCAGCAGAAGCACCCCUCGCACAAAGACCACCGUUGCGACCCAAUCAAACUUAUGGAUCUCCAACCCGUCCAAGGCCGACAGCAUGGAGGUCUGAAGCUACGUCCACUGUGCAUGUCAUGUGAUGACAUCACCCUGCAGCCCGCUCCGUCAAUAUUAACCUGGUUUGUGGCCUGUUUAAAUCCAUGGGACAAUAAGAUCGUUACAGAAGCCCCUACUUUCUUCUCUCCUGAUCAUUUCCUCCCCCAUCAACAAUCAGCCGUUAAUGAAGUGGGACUUUA
This is a messenger RNA of Cynoglossus semilaevis (tongue sole), 1295 nucleotides long. RefSeq names its product chondrolectin (gene chodl). The transcript has 8 exons. Bases 398 to 1111 code for a protein of 237 amino acids. The record is from RefSeq and is a predicted model, not a curated record. Gene Ontology annotation, biological process: positive regulation of axonogenesis. Lineage: Eukaryota; Metazoa; Chordata; Actinopteri; Pleuronectiformes; Cynoglossidae. Gene Ontology annotation, cellular component: cytoplasm.